GCCCGGCUCCGCGGCGGCCUCAGCCAAACGUGAACCGGCCGCCGAACCCGAGGCCAACUGGGAGGCUGAGUUGGACGUAAAUAGGACGUCCCAGACAGUCUUGCCUGCGGCGCUGAGAAGACGGUGUGGCUCGGGAGAGGGUGGAGACGAAGACUGUGACGGGCUUCCCGGUUGCCCGAAGUGGGAGUGGUGUGGGCUGCCGGAAGGAGAGAGGAAGAGGAGCAGAAGGGGGCAAGCAGCGGCCUCCGCUAACGGCCUCCCUGGGCGCUGAGAGGCUGGGCCGGCUCCCGGCUCGCUCGUCAGUUCGUGCCGCCGCCUCGGCCACUCGGCCCCGGGGCCCGGACUUGCGGCGCGCGUCGGGGCGGAGGGCUGCUAUCGCCGCGCAGGGAGAGGCCCGGUCCUCGCCGCCGAGGGAUGUGAGUGGGAGCAGAGCCCGCACGGGAGGGCCCCUGAGGGCCCAGCCUGGCGGACGCUCGGACCCUUGCCCGCUCCAGGGGCUUCGAAGAUCGUGGCCGGGCGGAGGCGCCGGGUAGGAGCAGUCCCUGCGGCCUCGGGGCGCGUCCUCGUCGCCUGAUCAGUGCAGCGGGUUUCGGAAGCAGGCAAGGCAACAAGAUGUGAUCUGUUUCUCUUCUACAGAAGAGGCCCUUCCUCCCCUUCCCGCGAAGGCAAAUGUUCUGAAAAAAGACUCUGCAUGGGAAUGGCAUGCCUUACAAUGACAGAAAUGGAAGGAACAUCCUCAUCUCCUGUACAUCAGAACGGUGAUAUUCCUGGAAAUGCUAAUUCUGUGAAGCAGAUAGAUCCAGUUCUACAGGUCUAUCUUUAUCAUUCCCUUGGAAAAGCCGAGGGGGAUUAUCUGAAGUUUCCAACUGGGGAGUAUGUUGCAGAAGAGAUUUGUGUUGCUGCUUCUAAAGCUUGUGGAAUCACACCUGUGUAUCAUAGUAUGUUUGCUUUAAUGAAUGAAACAGAAAGGAUCUGGUAUCCACCCAACCACGUCUUCCAUUUAGAUGAAUCAACCAGGCACAAUGUACUCUACAGAGUCAGAUUUUACUUUCCUUACUGGUAUUGUAAUGGCAGCAACAGAACCUAUAGGCAUGGAAUAUCUCGAGGUGCUGAAGCUCCUCUUCUUGAUGACUUUGUCAUGUCUUACCUUUUUGCUCAGUGGCGGCAUGAUUUUUUGCAUGGAUGGAUAAAAGUACCUGUUACUCAUGAAACACAGGAAGAAUGUCUUGGGAUGGCGGUGUUAGAUAUGAUGAGAAUAGCCAAAGAAAAGGAUCAGACCCCCCUGGACAUCUAUAGCUCUGUCAGCUACAAGACAUUUUUACCAAAAUGUGUUCGAGCAAAGAUCCAAGACUAUCAUAUUUUGACAAGGAAGCGAAUAAGGUACAGAUUUCGCAGAUUUAUUGAGCAAUUCAGCCAUUGCAAAGCUACUGCCAGAAACUUGAAACUUAAGUAUCUUAUAAAUCUGGAAACUCUUCAGUCUGCCUUCUACACAGAGCAAUUUGAAGUAAAAGAACCUGGAAGAGGUCCUUCAGGUGAGGAGAUUUUUGCAACCAUUAUAAUAACUGGAAACGGUGGAAUUCAGUGGUCAAGAGGGAAACAUAAAGAAAGUGAGACACUGACAGAACAGGAUUUACAGUUAUAUUGUGAUUUUCCUGAUAUUAUUGAUGUCAGUAUUAAACAAGCAAACCAAGAAGGCUCAAAUGAAAGCAGAAUUAUAACUAUUCAUAAGCAAGAUGGUAAAAGUCUAGAAAUUGAACUUAGGUCAUUAAGAGAAGCUUUGUCUUUUGUGUCAUUAAUUGAUGGAUAUUAUAGGUUAACUGCAGAUGCACAUCAUUAUCUUUGUAAAGAAGUAGCACCUCCAAUGGUGCUUGAAAAUAUACAAAGCAACUGUCAUGGCCCAAUUUCAAUGGAUUUUGCCAUCAGUAAACUGAAGAAAGCCGGUAAUCAGACUGGACUCUAUGUACUUCGAUGCAGUCCUAAGGACUUUAAUAAAUAUUUUCUGACUUUUGCUGUUGAGAGAGAAAACGUCAUUGAAUAUAAGCACUGUUUGAUUACAAAAAAUGAAAAUGGAGAAUACAACCUCAGUGGUACUAAGAAGAACUUCAGUAAUCUUAAAGAUCUUUUGAAUUGCUAUCAGAUGGAAACUGUUCGCUCAGACAGUAUAAUUUUCCAGUUUACUAAAUGCUGUCCCCCAAAGCCAAAAGAUAAAUCAAACCUUCUAGUCUUCAGAACCAAUGGUAUUUCUGAUGUACCAACCUCACCAACAUUACAGAGGCAUAAUAAUGUGAACCAAAUGGUGUUCCACAAAAUCAGAAAUGAAGAUUUGAUAUUUCAUGAAAGCCUUGGCCAAGGAACUUUUACCAAAAUUUUUAAAGGUGUAAGAAGAGAAGUAGGAGACUAUGGUCAACUGCAUGAAACAGAAGUUCUCUUAAAAGUUCUGGAUAAAGCACAUAGAAACUAUUCAGAGUCUUUCUUUGAAGCAGCAAGCAUGAUGAGCCAGCUUUCUCACAAACAUCUGGUUUUAAAUUAUGGAGUAUGUGUCUGUGGAGAGGAGAAUAUUCUGGUUCAGGAGUUUGUAAAAUUUGGAUCACUAGAUAUAUAUCUGAAAAAGAAUAAAAAUUCUAUAAAUAUAUUAUGGAAACUUGAAGUGGCUAAACAGCUGGCAUGGGCCAUGCAUUUUCUAGAAGAAAAAACCCUUAUUCAUGGGAAUGUGUGCACCAAAAAUAUUCUUCUUAUCAGAGAAGAAGACAGGAAGACAGGAAAUCCUCCUUUCAUCAAACUUAGUGAUCCUGGCAUUAGUAUUACAGUUUUGCCAAAGGACAUUCUGCAGGAGAGAAUACCAUGGGUACCACCUGAAUGCAUUGAAAAUCCUAAAAAUCUAAAUCUGGCAACAGACAAAUGGAGUUUUGGUACCACUUUGUGGGAAAUCUGCAGUGGAGGAGAUAAGCCCCUGAGUGCUUUGGAUUCUCAAAGAAAACUACAGUUUUAUGAAAAUAGGCACCAGCUUCCUGCACCAAAGUGGACAGAAUUAGCAAAUCUUAUUAAUAAUUGUAUGGAUUACGAACCAGAUUUUAGACCUUCUUUCAGAGCCAUCAUACGAGAUCUUAAUAGUUUGUUUACUCCAGAUUACGAACUAUUAACAGAAAAUGACAUGUUACCUAAUAUGAGAAUAGGUGCCCUAGGGUUUUCUGGUGCUUUUGAAGACCGAGACCCUACGCAAUUUGAAGAGAGACACUUGAAAUUUCUACAGCAACUUGGCAAGGGUAAUUUUGGGAGUGUGGAGAUGUGCCGGUAUGACCCUCUACAAGACAACACUGGAGAGGUGGUGGCUGUGAAGAAGCUCCAGCACAGUACUGAAGAGCACCUCAGAGACUUUGAAAGGGAAAUUGAAAUCCUUAAAUCAUUGCAACAUGACAACAUUGUAAAGUACAAGGGAGUGUGCUACAGUGCUGGCCGGCGUAAUCUAAGAUUAAUUAUGGAAUAUUUACCAUAUGGAAGUUUACGAGACUAUCUCCAAAAACAUAAAGAACGGAUAGAUCAUAAAAAACUUCUUCAGUACACAUCUCAAAUAUGCAAGGGUAUGGAGUAUCUUGGUACAAAAAGGUAUAUCCACAGGGAUCUGGCAACAAGGAAUAUAUUGGUGGAGAAUGAAAACAGAGUUAAAAUAGGAGAUUUUGGCUUAACUAAAGUGUUGCCACAAGGCAAAGAAUACUACAAAGUGAAAGAACCUGGUGAAAGUCCAAUAUUCUGGUAUGCGCCAGAAUCACUGACAGAGAGCAAGUUUUCUGUGGCCUCAGAUGUUUGGAGCUUUGGAGUGGUUCUGUAUGAACUUUUCACAUAUAUUGAGAAGAGUAAAAGCCCACCAGCGGAAUUUAUGCGUAUGAUUGGCAAUGACAAACAAGGACAGAUGAUUGUGUUUCAUUUGAUAGAACUCCUGAAGAAUAAUGGAAGAUUACCAAGACCAGAUGGAUGCCCAGAUGAGAUGUAUGUAAUCAUGACAGAAUGCUGGAACAAUAAUGUAAACCAACGCCCCUCUUUCAGAGACCUAGCUCUUCGAGUUGAUCAAAUAAGAGACAGCAUGGCUGGAUGAAAGAAAUGAACUUCACUCUGAGACCAAAACAGACUUACAGAACAAAGUGUUGCAUUUCACGUUACUGUGGACUGUUAUUACAUAUAUCAUUAUUAUGUAUAUCAUGACCUUAGCCAGCAAAAGUGUGGAAAUAUCUACUCAGAGCUUUCAAAAGUUUAGUGAGUUUUUCUUCAUGAGGACACCAGCCAAAGACACUGACGAAAAGUCCUUAGCAAAGAGUUUUGUAAAAAGUUUCGUGAACCUAAUCAGUCAGUUAAUAUCACCUUUCUUUGGAAAAAGAAGAAACUUAGACUUUUUUCAACUCAGAAUUAUGAGAUAUGAAAAAAUUGUAAAUGUUAAAUAUGCACAGAAUACGUAUGUACAGUUUUUACCACAGUGAAAUGUAUAAUACCUUGGCAUCUUGUGUGAUGUUUUACACAAGGGCUGGUAUUCAUAAAUAAUGUUUUCUAAUUUUUCCAUAGUUGAUCUAUAAUAACUUCACUGUACAAAUUAAGAUGCUCAGAUAAUUGAAUAAGCACCUUUGUGUCCUUGUUCAUCUAUAUCACUGGCCAGCAAUAUAAGCAGGUGUAUACUUUUAGCUUGUUGUUCUAUGUACUGUAAAUAUCUUCCAAAGCAAAGGGAACAAAUGUUUAGUUUUAUUUGUAUAGGGAAUUUCCCUGACUCUAAAGAAUACAUUUUGAAAUGGAACAAGUUUACAAAGAUAUAACACAAUCUAUUUUCUUAUUUCUCUCCCUUGUAUCUGUUUGUGGUGAGUAUGUUUUUUAAAUAGAACUAUCUCCAGGUUUUUCUAAGACUACAGUGAACAGUUUUCUUUUAAAAUUUUGAGAUGACGAAUGCCAGGAAUAUUGUCAUCCCUUGAGCUACUGGCUGCCAAUAAGACUCUUCAAUCCCUGGGACCUAUACUCAUGGAUUAAAUUUAAGUGUAAGCCAUAAAAUAGAUUGUUUUUCAUAUAUAUAAGCCUAUUAAAAUGCACAGUGGGUUAGGAAUUUUUUUCUAAAGAAUGUAUAUUUUAGGGAUUUCAGAAAUCUAUUGCCGUUAUAAAAGAGAUUUUCUUUUGUUAGAUUCUUACAAGGGAGAAAUGAGUAAAUUGGUAAAAUUAAAAAAAAGUAUGCUUGUUAAUUUUAUUCAAGAAUGCCAGUAGAAAAUUCAUAAUGUCUUGAAGAAAAAUCAGCAUUUUUCAACUAAGUAUACAGGGUCGUUUGUUACUGUUGUCGUUUGUUUUAGUGCUACUCCAUUUUAGACACCAUACCUAAAAUAUGGUGGGGUUUUUUGUCUGCGUGUUAUUUAUACAAAGUUUAAAAUACUUGGCAUUUUGGUUAAAAAGAAAAUAGUUUCUUUAUUUUCAAUGCUAUAUUUUUUUUUUUAACUUAAGACUUUUGAUUACCUUUCUAUUUUUUGGAGCUGGUUUUAAAAUGAAUAUUAUAUAAGAAAAAAAUGCCUCACAUAUAAAGGUUUUUUGUUGGAAGGAAAGGGAAGAAAUGCUUUUUAUGCUAUCUUUAAAGCAUUUUACCAAAUAGAAGUUACCAAAUGCACAAAUCAUCUAAAAUGAUAAUAUAUUAGAUUUUAAAAGAUUUCUAGUAAACAUAUUUUGAUGAAAGUUGAAUAUAAUUUUUGUUUAAUUUGUAAAGACUCCUCCAGGAUAUCUGUGUAUGUAAUGCAUUUAAGAGAUCUUCUGUUCUGCUACUUUUCAUGUCAAAAGUAGUAUAUCAUAUAAUAUGUUUGAUUGCAGAUUUUUGUACUAAAACUUAAGUACCUAAAAGUAGAUUCUUAAAGGUUGGUAACAUUUUGUUUAUAAAAACAAGGAUGUUAACUAGGUUUCUUUUUAAAAAGUUUUUCUUUUAAUGUUUCCAUUUUUAGUUUUAGGAGAAAAAUCCCACAUAAACAUCUUAAGUUUUUAGAAUGGGAUGACUGCCUUAUUGUAAAAUUCUAAGUUUUCAAGAAAAUUAUUAUUUAUUGAGGGUUUGUGAUGUUUUAAAUUUUGAUUCUGACCAUACAUAAAAGGAAAUUAACCAUGCAGCUGUUUAGUUGGUUCUGCACAAGACACAGGUAAGUCAGUAUUGUACCAGUUAAUGCCAAAAUGUUUCUUCAAAGUAAUACUCUUCAGAAAUGAGGGUAAAGAUUUUCUUAAAAUUCUGCAAUUCUGUAAAUAUUCCAGUAUUUUAAGUUACACAGUCUUUAUAUAAAUAAUUCCCUGUAUCCAUGGCUACCUGCUUUGGGAAAUAGUCACUUUUCCAUGUUAUUUAUAUAUGCUGCCAGUAGCACUAUAAUUUGCUAUGGAAGAGUGCUUUCUUACAACCCAAGACUUCUGCUUUAAAGUCAAGUGAAAUUUUUAUCAAAACCAUAACUCCUGAUAUUUAAAUUUUAUUUAAAGAGUUUUGUUAUAGAGUAGACUUUAGAAAAUACCUAUAGUUCUAUACCUGGGGAGCCAUUCUCUUUGGGGUGGCAUGAUGUGGUCAGAUUGAGACUGUAUUAUUUUCUUCAUUGUGCCUUUCGCAUGCUCCCACAAAACUGAAAUACUCAUGUAAUAAAUAUUCAGAAGUUAUUUUCUUUUGUAUUGUCACCUAACCAAGGAACUGCAGGUACACACACUGAUUUUAGGGGUGUGCAGAGAAAGACUUUUAUAAAGUAAACUUACCUUUCAGUUUAAAAGAAAUGCUUCCUAAGAGUGCUAUCAACUACUUCGUGCUGUUUAUGAACACUGCUAUAUCCACCCUAGGUCUGGUAUGUAAAUUAUUUCUAAUGAAAGUUUCUCUAAUUUUCCAGUACAACUUACUAAAGAUCUUUAAUCUCCUAUAUAAGAAUAAAUAAUAACAGUAAGUCAGCAGAAUUAUCCAAACAAAAGACUGGGUUAUAUGAGAUAAUCUUCAUUUUAUUUAAGAAAAAAAAAGUAUAAAUAUCAGAAAAUACUUUAUAUUGACACCCUGAUUUGGGUUGGUUGUACUUAAUUUCAAGAUAACUAGCUGCUGUUUUACGAUACUGACAGUAACAUGAGAGAUUUCAGAAUGACAGUGAGAGAAUUUUUAAACUUUCACAUUAAUCAAAUUCAUAUAAUAUGCAUAUCACAUUACCUAAAUAUUAAAAUUACCAAUUUUGUUUUACUUUAUUACAGUAUGUUCUUCAUAGGUUAAGAAAUUAACUUCUACUGUGCUUAUGCUAGAUGGCAUUGUUUAGGUGCAGGCCCUAAAUAUUGUUCUUUUCCAGUCUUACAAAUUUAUAAGGAAAAUCCUUAUUUCCAACUGAAACACCAAUCGUUAUUAAUAUGCUUUUACAAGUUUUUAAUUAUCAUUUUCCAUUAUAAGGCCUUUCUUUGCAUAGCAAAUUGCUUAACAUCUUAUUUUGAACUGGAACAGAUUUAUAAAAUGAGAUCAUUAAGAGAGCUUCUAGGAGUCCCUGUUCCAGUUAUCCAUAUUCUUAGUUUUUGUGAAAAUGUGUUACGUUUUUAAUAACUGUACUAGGAAGCACUCCUAUAGAUGCUAUUUAUUGGGGUCAAGCAAGUCAACUUUGAGCAGUGUGAACACACAGUAGCAUAGCUUUUAAGUCUGACAACAGGUAAAUAGUGUUGAUAAACAGAACAAGGUGGUAAGGAAAAGGCAUAUAGCAGGAUUUUAUAGAGACAGCAGGCAGCUGGAAAGGCAACUUACCAGUUGCAGAUGCUAAGCAGAACAAGUACACUAAAAACACAAAUGAAAGUAUGCAACAGAAAGGUUUGUUCAUCAAUUAUCCUUUCAAGAACAUAGUUGAAAAUGUUUAGGUGCUUUUCACAUGCAAAAAAGAUAAGUAUUUUUAAUGAAAAAGUUUAGGGUGUUUCAAAUGCUUGGAAUAUAUGUGAAUCUCAGAGCAUGAAUUUUCUAGUAGCAUGGAGUAUAAGCUUGUGAGUUGCAAUUUAUUUACUGAAACUAAAAACGUUAGAGAUUAAGUCAUGGACACUAAAGAAAAUGGAAAUAAAAUGAGAAAGAUAAACCUACACUUAAUUAUGAAAAUAUCUACUUGAAAUUUUUUUCAACUUCAACAACUUGAAAUACACAUAUGAUACUUUCUUCUUCUGCAAUAAUAGUUUUGUUGAAGGUUGCUGUAAUGAACCUUUAUAACUAUCCCAAAUUUUAAGUAUAUAAGAACAAAAUUUAUUUUAUGUCCUUAGUAACAUUAGGAUGUUGGAUUAAUUUUGGUUGGAAAGGAAUGAAAAAGUUGUUUGCAGAAUCAGAGACUUCUUCUUGAUUCUUAAGAGCAAAUAACUGAAUUCUCCAACAGUACUGAUUAAAAUACUUUUAGGGCUUCCCUGGUGGCGCAGUGGUUGAGAGUCCACCUGCCGAUGCAGGGGACACGGGUUCGUGCCCCGGUGUGGGAGGAUCCCAAAUGCCGGGAAGCGGCUGGGCCCGUGAGCCAUGGCCGCUGAGCCUGCGCGUCCGGAGCCUGUGCUCUGCAACGGGAGAGGCCACAACAGUGAGAGGCCCGCGUACCACAAAAAAAAAAAAAAAAAAAAAAAAAAAAUACUUUUAAUCUGCAUAACCAAGGUAGCCUAAGCCCUUGAGUGCAAGCUGCAGGUAGAGCAGACCUAAAUGACAAAUUUGAAGUAGUUUGUGUCAAAUGAUAGCACUUAUUGUCUACUCACAAAGCAUUUUAAAAACAAAAUAAUAGUCACUGUUUCCCACAAAUUCUGCCAGAAUAUUGUUUCUUUUCUUCUUUCUUUCUUUUAAAAAGUGUUUUAAAUCCUUGUUUCUAUCAGUAAUUUGAGGAUAGCAUGAAUCCCAUGGUACCACUUCUUUUCCUUCCUGUUACUAGUUUUGUAACAUUAUAAUGCAGCUUACUGAAUAGGAAUUCUUGAUAAUAUAGUAAAGGUAUUGGUGACCAAAAAAAAAAAUUGAAACAAAGUCUUACCUCUUUAUUGAAGGACUCUGAGAAAUGUUGAAGUUGAAUUCUAAAACUCUGAGUAUACCAUUAUAAUGGUUUAAGGUGGCCCAGUUUACUUCCAAAGCUACUAUUACAGAGGAAGAAAUUACCAAAAAUUGAGACUAACAUAGAGGACAAUCUUUUUCCUAAAAAUGACUUGGAAAUCUGAGACCUAAGGAACAAUGAGUGUGGUGGUAGGAAAAGGGAAUUUCUAAAUUUCUGUCAGAUCUCAGAUUAAACUCACAUUUAAUGGGAAUUUUUUUCUAACAUCUUGAAUUUCUCUUAUUUUAAGAUUACUAUGAUAAAUGUAGAAGGUUAGAGUAUGGAUAGCUCAGUCAAAUGCCAACUACUAUGGGUCUAGUAAUUAUCUAGGUCAUUUUCUUAUAGUUGCUCCAACGUGGCCACUUAAGGGUCAGAUUCUUAGUAGAGUCAUUUUUCUUUUCUAAACUUAAAAAAAAAAAGAAAAAAAGACCGUAUCCACAUUGUAUACCACUUCAGACCUUCCUACAUAUGCACGCACUCACCAAUGCUGACAAAUGCAAGCUCCCUACGACUUUCAAGUUGCAUCAGAUAAUUCAUGUUAAUGGUUGUAGUAAUGAAGCCAUCACCUCUUGAUAAAAUCCUAAAUCCCAUUCACAUAUUGAGAAUAAAGGAGAGUAGAUAGUGCAGUUGUGGAUAUAGACAAAGGAAUCCUGGGUAAUCUUAUGGGAGGGUUAAUCCUGAAGGUAUUUCACCUUAGAAUUCCCUGUUAAGUAAACAUUCAGAGAAAACCAAGAGAUUUAAACUUUCAGUUCUGCUGCAGCUUUGAGGAUAUGAGCCCUAAUCAUGGUGUUUUCAGGGAAUCUAGUUUGGUGUGGCCCCAAAUGAUCUCAAAUAUAAAGGAUCCAUAGAAAGGAUAUCUUGGGCCUGGGCCUAAUAUGAGAGUUGGGGUUUCAUGUGUUACUUCUCUUUAGAGCAUGCUUUUUCAACAGAGGUGAUAUCAACUCUCGGGGUGAGCACUGAUGAAAAACCUCAUUCUUUUUAUGUAUAAAGCACAGAAAUACAUAAAGUACAUAAAUAGGUAUGGAAUGAUAUGAAAAUUUCAUGGUGAAAGAGAUUAGGAGAAAAUGUCUAAAACCUUCUCCCAAGGAUGGGGGAUAAUGCAAAGAAAGUAGAGAAACACUGCUCUGAAGUGUACUCAUGUGGACCUGGGCCAAACCAGCACUACCUCAGAAGUGACUUCAGUAAGAGAGGGAAGAUAUGUCAGUGUGAGGACACUGAGAGUAUUAGAUCUUUUUGUUUUUAUUUAUUAUUUUUAUUUAUUUUAUUUUUUUUGGCUGUGUUGGGUUUUCAUUGCUGCAUGCGGGCUUUCUCUAGUUGCAGCGAGUGGGGGCUACUCUUCUUUGCAGUGCGCAGGCUCCUCAUUGUGGUGGCUUCUCUUGUUUUGGAGCACAGGCUCUAGAGCUCGUGAGCCACAACUACUGAAUCCUGUGCGCCUAGAGCCCGUGCUCUGCAACAAGAGAAGCCACCGCAAUGAGAAGCCCACACACCACAACAAAGAGUAGCCCCAGCUUUCUGCAACUAGAGAAAAACCCACGCGCAGCAACGAAGACCCAACACAGCCAAAAAUAAAUAAAAUAAUUUUUUUUAAAAAGGAAUUUAUAAAGACCUCUUACAAUUCAUUAAUAAAAAACGGCAAAAGCGUUGUACAAAAACUUCAUAAAAGAAGAUAUAUGAAUGAUCUUUAUAUGAAAAGAAGCUCAACAUCAUUAGUCAUCAGGAAAAUGCAAAUUAAAACCACAGUGAGAUAGCACAACACUCAUACUAGAAUAGCUAAAAUUAAAAAGACUAAGUGUUGUGUUGUAAGUGUUGAUGAGAUGGAGCAACUGUAGCUCACUUUGGAAAACAAUUUGACAAUUUUUUAUGAAGUUAAAUUUAUACUUACCAUAUGCCACAGCACUGCCACUCCUACAUACUUAUCCGAGAGAAAUAAAAUCAUAUGUCCACACUUAAACUUGUACGUGAACAUUCAUAGAAGCUUUAUUCCAAAUACAAUGAAAUGCUAUGAAAAAAUUAAAAGGAACAAAUUACUGGUUCAUGCAACAGCACUGAUGUAUCUCAAAAACCUUAUGCUAAGUGAAAAUUAGGCAGACAUUAGAGUAUGUACUGUAUGACUCCAAUUAUAUUUAAUUCUCCAACAGGAAAGACAUCUAUAGUGAGAGUGGUUACGUGGGCCAGGAUUGACUGCAAACAGGCAAGCCACUACUACUCAUUUGGAGUUUUCAUUGAAGAUAAAACCCAUUUGCUACCAUCCUUCCCCUGAACCAAUUCAAAUCUACUGUCAGGGGUUUUACUUUUCAAGUCCACCCAAGAAAGCAGAAACCACAUCAGGUAUUUUAACAGAAAAUUUAAUAUAUUCAAAAGUUAGACUCAGAGGACUUAAAAGGAAAAAGUCAAACACUAAGGUAACACAAAGAUAAAAAAAAAAUUUAGGAAGCAGUUACCAUGCCUAAACAAAGGAAAUAAAUUUAGGUUAUCGCAACCUAAAAGCUUGGCAAACGGGCACUCAUGGAGCUCUGAGGAAAACGUUCUGCCAAGCUGGUGCUUGUACCAGGAGCUUGGUGUAAGGUACCCACAGAGAUGGGACUCAGACCUUUGAGAAAGGGUCACCAGUCAGCUGGUGUUGGUAUCUCUGAGGGAAGUUGAUAAAGCUGUUAUGGAAGUUAAGGAUAAAACAAAACACACUGCCACUAUCAGUGUGCAGAAAUGCACUGGGUAAUGCCAAAAGACUAGCACCCCACUGGGAGAACCUAACAGGAAGCCAGCUAGUAAAGGAAAAGCAUGGUUUACAGAAUCCAAGUCCCAGCUUCACAAAGCAGAGUUAAGAAUAGAAAAUUUGGGGCUGAGAGUCAACACAUUAUUAACCAACACAGAUGCCAAACAAAACAAAGCAGAGGCCAAAUAAAUGAACUCCAAACAAAUAUGGAUAAUUUCUGCUCAUGAUCUUAUAGACAUCAGGAAUGCUGAACAAGAUGCUAGAAUUAAAAUCUUCAUCCAGCUCUACCACUAACUAGCAAGUAACUUAACAAGAAGGAGCCUCAACAAGCUGCAUAAUAUCAAGGUACCCCAGCUUUCAUUCAUUUUUUUUUAAAUUCAGGAUUGCUCUAAGGAGUCCAUAAGCAAUAUAUGAGUGUUCUAUCCAAAUGCACAAAAUCACCGUUAGCACAAUUAUAAAUAUUAAAAGAUAGGCAUAAAGUCAAGAAGCAAAUUAAAUACACCCUAACAUAAUUAU
This is a messenger RNA of Physeter macrocephalus (sperm whale), 12249 nucleotides long. It is a transcript of the gene JAK2, whose product is annotated as Janus kinase 2. Bases 692 to 4090 code for a protein of 1132 amino acids. Gene Ontology annotation, biological process: growth hormone receptor signaling pathway via JAK-STAT; cell surface receptor signaling pathway via JAK-STAT; intracellular signal transduction. NCBI's taxonomy places the organism in Eukaryota, Metazoa, Chordata, Mammalia, Artiodactyla, Physeteridae. The record is from RefSeq and is a predicted model, not a curated record. The transcript has 26 exons. Gene Ontology annotation, molecular function: histone binding; growth hormone receptor binding; ATP binding. Gene Ontology annotation, cellular component: cytoskeleton; cytosol; membrane.